Morus notabilis is the source of this 1547-nucleotide messenger RNA. RefSeq lists its product as uncharacterized. NCBI's taxonomy places the organism in Eukaryota, Viridiplantae, Streptophyta, Magnoliopsida, Rosales, Moraceae. Bases 155 to 1354 code for a protein of 399 amino acids. The transcript has a single exon. The record is from RefSeq and is a predicted model, not a curated record.
CUGCGCACAGAAAAAGCACACUCGCUCUCGCACUCCAACUUUUUCUCUCCUCCUUCACCAUUUUCAGUUUUCACUUAACUCUCACACCAAACUGUUUUUAGAGAGAAAGAGAGAGAGAGAGGGGAAAGGGUAGACGGUUCGUUUCUGAGUCACAAUGGUAGACGUGGACCGGAGAAUGACCGGUCUGAACCCGGCUCACGUAGCCGGCCUCCGCCGGCUAUCGGCCCGAGCCGCCGCGGCGCCAGCAAGCGGCUCGGCCGCCACGUCAUCUGUUCCCGCGCGAAACGGCCUCCUCUCGUUCUCUUCCUUGGCGGAGAAGGUGACAACACAUCUCCGAAAUUGCGGCGUCCAGGUCCAGCCGGGUCUCUCCGAUGCCGAGUUCGCCCGCGCCGAGGCCGAGUUCGGCUUCGCCUUUCCUCCCGACCUCCGUGCCGUCCUCUCUGCCGGCCUCCCCGUCGGCGCCGGCUUCCCCGACUGGCGCUCCCCCGGCGCUCGCCUCCAUCUCCGCGCCUCUCUCGACCUCCCGAUCGCCGCGAUUUCGUUCCAGAUUGCGCGGAACACUCUCUGGUCGAAAUCUUGGGGUCCGAGACCGUCCGAUCCAGAAAAGGCACUGAAAGUCGCGAGAAAUGCUCUGAAGAGAGCUCCGCUUCUGAUUCCGAUCUUCAACCAUUGUUACAUCCCUUGCAAUCCUUCCCUGGCCGGAAACCCCAUCUUCUUCGUCGACGAGAAUCGGAUCUUCUGCUGCGGCCUGGAUCUAUCCGAUUUCUUCGAUCGCGAGUCUCUGUUUCGCAACUCCGAUUCCGAUCUUCACCUCCUCAAGAAGCAAAGAUCCGUGAGCGAGAAAUCCGCCGGUUCGUCCUCAAAUUUCUCUCGAAGAAGCCUCGACACCGGCGCCAGGACGCCGCGGUGGGUGGAGUUCUGGAGCGACGCAGCCGUCGACCGCCGCCGGAGAAAUUCUUCAUCAUCUUCGUCGUCUUCGCCGGAGAGAUUCUUCGACAUGCCUAGAUCGGAGGCUCCGAAAUGGGUGGACGAGUACGUAAAGCAAAUAGGAUCCGUUUUGAGACGGGGCGGGUGGAGCGAAUCGGACAUAUCCGAAAUCGUUCAAGUAUCGGCCUCUGGAUUCUUCGAAGGAGAGAUGGUUUUGUUAGACAACCAGGCGGUUCUCGACGCUCUGCUUCUGAAAGCGGAUCGGUUCUCGGACUCGCUCCGAAAAGCCGGGUGGAGCUCCGAAGAGGUCUCGGACGCUUUUGGGUUUGAUUUCCGACCGGAAAAGGGGAGGAAACCAGUUAAGAAACUCUCGCCGGAGCUUGUGGAACGUAUCGGGAAACUGGCGGAAUCCGUCUCCCGGUCAUGAUACCAGCGUCGACUUUCUUUUCUUUGUUUUUUUUUCUUUUUUAAUUUUUUUAAAUUUAAAGAAGCCUCGGGUUUUGCUUUUUUUUUUUUUUUUCCCCUUUGGUAAAAAUAUUGAAAUACACGGGGGAACGGGAUGUACUACGAAACCAUAUCACAAAUUGAAAAGAAAAACGAUCAAAGGGUUCAAAUUACAA